This is a messenger RNA of Myxocyprinus asiaticus (Chinese sucker), 8433 nucleotides long. RefSeq names its product CCR4-NOT transcription complex subunit 1. Gene Ontology annotation, molecular function: molecular adaptor activity. NCBI's taxonomy places the organism in Eukaryota, Metazoa, Chordata, Actinopteri, Cypriniformes, Catostomidae. The transcript is spliced from 48 exons. The coding region runs from base 343 to 7659 and encodes 2438 amino acids. The record is from RefSeq and is a predicted model, not a curated record. Gene Ontology annotation, cellular component: P-body; CCR4-NOT core complex. Gene Ontology annotation, biological process: nuclear-transcribed mRNA catabolic process, deadenylation-dependent decay.
CAUGCAGUGACAGUCGCCAUUUUAUUUAGAAAAAUCCAAACCUAACCAAGGGAGAAAGCGACCUUUUUAUCCAUCAAGAACAGAACGAAGAAAUACGACGAAAAUGAUCAUCCGCACGUAAUUUUUCCAGAAUCGAGAUGUCACCCACUGAAUUGAACUGAAGGACGUUACUCUGAAUCAGCAUCCACCCAGAGACUCGGCCUGUUGGACAUCGGACACUUUAUACACCUUUUGGGGGGGGGAGGGGGCGGCCGACAGAAGUAGCCUAUCACUGAAGUGACUAAAGGGGAAUAAUGGUGAUUUUGCGCCGGGCUCGGCCGCCUGCUUCCGCCCCAACCAGCAAUGAAUCUUGACUCGCUCUCGCUGGCUUUGUCUCAAAUCAGUUACCUGGUGGACAAUUUAACUAAGAAAAACUACAGAGCCAGCCAGCAGGAAAUACAACAUAUUGUGAAUCGUCACAGCCCUGAGGCAGACCGGCAUCUAUUACGCUGUCUCUUUUCCCAUGUGGAUUUCAGUGGCGAUGGUAAAAGCAGUGGCAAAGAUUUCCACCAGACACAAUUUCUGAUCCAGGAGUGUGUCUCUCUUAUUACAAAACCAAAUUUUAUUUCAACACUCUGCUACGCCAUUGACAAUCCCCUGCACUAUCAAAAGAGUUUGAAGCCAUCACCUUAUUUAUUUACUCAACUGAGUAAAGUUCUCAAGCUAAGCAAGGUCCAGGAGGUGAUUUUUGGCCUUGCUCUGUUGAACUCGAGCAACGCAGACCUUAGGGGGUUUGCUGCUCAGUUUGUCAAGCAGAAGCUCCCAGACCUCCUCCGAUCAUACGUUGACUCAGACCUCGGAGGGAAUCAGGAAGGUGGCUUCCAAGACAUUGCCAUAGAGGUUCUGCAUCUGCUCCUCUCCCAUCUUCUUUUUGGUCAGAAGGGCUCCAGUGGAGUCGGACAAGAGCAGAUUGACGCGUUCCUCAAAACACUGUGCAGAGAUUUCCCUCAGGAGCGCUGUCCUGUGGUGCUCGCACCACUGCUCUACCCUGACAAACGGGACAUUCUCAUGGACCGGAUCCUACCAGACUCUGGAGAGUUAAAUAAGACCAUGAUGGAGAGUUCCCUUGCUGACUUCAUGCAAGAAGUUGGCUAUGGCUUUUGUGCAAGUUUUGACGAGUGCAGGAACAUAAUCCUGCAGUAUGGGGUGCGAGAGGUGACAGCCAGCCAGGUGGCCCGUGUGCUGGGUAUGAUGGCCCGCACUCACUCCGGGCUAUCCGAUGGCAUCCCCCUACAGUCCAUCACAAAUCCAGUGGGCGGUGGGAUCUGGAGUGAUGGCAAGGACAAGAGUGACGGCUCUCAGGCUCACACCUGGAAUGUGGAAGUUCUGAUUGAUGUGGUCAAAGAUGUGAACCCCAAUCUGAAUUUCAAAGAGGUGACCUAUGAGCUGGACCACCCUGGGUUCCUUAUCCGGGACACUAAGGGGCUUCAGAUGGUGGUUUAUGGGAUACAGAGGGGUCUGGGGAUGGAGGUGUUCCCUGUGGAUCUCAUUACCAGAUCAUGGAAGCAUGCAGAGGGACAGCUGUCAUUCAUUCAGCACUCGCUGAUGAAUCCUGAUGUGUUCUGCUUUGCUGACUACCCUUGUCACACUGUCGCCAUUGACAUCCUGAAGGCCCCUCCUGAGGAUGACAACAGAGAGAUAGCCACAUGGAAGAGCCUGGACCUGGUAGAGAGCCUCUUGCGUCUCUCUGAAGUUGGGCAUUAUGAACAGGUGAAGCAGCUCUUCAGCUUCCCCAUCAAGCACUGCCCGGACAUGCUGGUGUUGGCACUGCUGCAGAUCAGCACCUCAUGGCACACCCUGCGCCAUGAGCUCAUCUCCACCCUCAUGCCCAUAUUCCUGGGCAACCACCCCAACUCCGCCAUCAUCUUGCACUAUGCCUGGCAUGGACAGGGCCAGUCCCCCUCCAUUCGUCAGCUGAUCAUGCACUCUAUGGCCGAGUGGUACAUGAGAGGAGAGCAAUAUGACCAGGCCAAGCUAUCUCGCAUCCUGGAUGUGGCUCAAGACUUGAAGUCUCUAUCGAUGCUGCUGAAUGGUACUCCAUUUGCCUUUGUAAUUGAUCUUGCUGCACUUGCCUCACGCCGUGAAUACCUCAAACUUGACAAAUGGCUCACUGAUAAAAUCCGUGAGCACGGGGAGCCAUUCAUCCAGGCGUGCGUCACGUUCCUGAAGAGGCGCUGUCCCUCCAUCAUGGGUGGUUUAGCCCCAGAGAAAGAUCAGCCGAAGAGUGCUCAACUUCCUCCUGAAACUCUGGCCACCAUGCUUGCAUGUCUGCAGUCUUGUGCUGGGAGUGUAUCUCAAGAGCUGUCCGAGACAAUCUUGACUAUGGUGGCCAACUGUAGCAAUGUGAUGAACAAGGCUCGGCAGCCGCCACCAGGUGUCCUGCCAAAGGGACGAGCACCCAGCACCAGCAGCUUAGAUGCUAUCUCACCCGUGCAGAUGGACCCUCUCUCUGCGAUGGGCUCUCUGAAUUUAGGUGUCUCAUCGACCUCUCACACCUCAAGCAUGCAAGGAUUCCCCAGCCUGCAGGGCUCUGCCUUCAGUAACCCCCAAUCCCCAGCUAAGGCCUUCUCAACCCUGCCCACCCCAAACCACAGUACAGCUUUCCCAGGAAUCACCCCCCUGUCCUCUCAGCUGCAAGGUCCUCUGAGCACAAGCUUGACUGGGAUUGGCUCAGGUUUGGGCAUGCCAGCCGUCAGCAGCGACCCCUUCGGCACCAGGAAGAUGAGCACACCAGGGCUGAACCCGCCUACCUUCCAGCAGACUGACCUCUCUCAGGUGUGGCCCGAGGCAAAUCAGCACUUUAGUAAGGAGAUUGACGAUGAAGCGAACAGCUACUUUCAGCGCAUCUACAACCAUCCGCCACACCCAACCAUGUCUGUGGAUGAGGUUCUGGAAAUGCUACAGAGGUUCAAGGACUCAAACAUUAAGCGGGAACGGGAGGUUUUUAAUUGCAUGUUGAGGAAUCUGUUCGAGGAGUACCGGUUCUUCCCCCAGUAUCCUGACAAAGAGCUGCACAUCACCGCCUGCCUCUUCGGAGGAAUCAUCGAAAAGGGCCUAGUUACGUACAUGGCGCUGGGCUUGGCCUUACGAUAUGUCCUGGAAGCCUUACGCAAACCUUUCGGAUCAAAGAUGUAUUACUUUGGGAUCGCUGCACUAGAUAGAUUUAAAAAUAGACUGAAGGACUAUCCCCAGUACUGUCAGCACUUGGCUUCUAUAGCCCAUUUCCUUCAGUUCCCGCACCAUUUACAAGAGUAUAUUGAGUAUGGCCAGCAGUCAAGAGACCCUCCUGUGAAGAUGCAAGGCUCCAUAACCACCCCGGGCAGCCUGGCUUUAGCCCAAGCUCAGGCCCAGUCCCAGACCCCCAAAGCCCCCCAGCCUGGCCAAGCCAGCACCCUGGUGACCACAGCCACCACAACCACCACCGCUGCCAAAACUACCACCAUCACCAGACCUGCACCUGUUGGACUGAAGAAGGAUGUGCCACCUUCAAUCAACACCACAAACAUUGACACUCUGCUAGUAGCCACAGACCAGACUGAAAGGAUUGUAGAGCCCCCUGAGAAUGUUCAGGAGAAGAUUGCUUUCAUCUUCAACAACUUGUCCCAGUCAAACAUGACACAGAAGGUGGAAGAGCUGAAAGAGACCGUGAAGGAAGAAUUCAUGCCCUGGGUGUCUCAGUACCUGGUCAUGAAGCGUGUCAGCAUUGAGCCCAACUUUCACAGCCUUUAUUCCAACUUCCUGGACACACUGAAAAACCCUGAGUUUGUCAAGAUGGUUCUCAAUGAGACUUACAGAAACAUCAAGGUCCUUCUUACCUCUGAUAAGGCAGCUGCUAACUUUUCUGAUCGAUCCCUGCUGAAGAAUUUGGGUCACUGGCUUGGAAUGAUCACCCUCGCUAAAAACAAACCCAUCCUGUACACAGACUUGGAGCUCAAGUCUCUUCUGCUGGAGGCUUAUGUAAAAGGCCAGCAGGAGUUGCUGUAUGUUGUUCCCUUUGUGGCCAAAGUCUUGGAAUCAAGUCUGCGGAGUGUGAUCUUCAGACCGCAGAACCCUUGGACCAUGGGCAUCAUGAAUGUACUGGCUGAGCUCCACCAGGAACAUGACUUAAAGCUCAACCUGAAGUUUGAGAUCGAAGUGCUCUGUAAGAACCUGUCUCUGGACAUCAGUGAGCUGAAGCCAGGAUACCUGCUGAGAGACAAAGAGAAGCUGAAGAACCUGGAGGAGCAGCUCUCUGCACCAAAGAAAGAGACAAAGCCUCCUGAAGAGAUGUUGCCUAUAGUUACUACGGGUAGAACACAUAAACCCAGCUUUGUUCUCUGGCAUAUUUCAGUCAAUUUUCUAAUUUUGAAUCUUAUUGAAACUGCUUAUGUUUUCUGUAUCCUUUUUAAACCAACAGUAGACUCAGCAGUCCCAUUUUCAGCUGCUCAGUCAACUCCAGCCACCACCACUACCUGUACAGCCACCGGGCCGCCCACACCACAGUUCAGCUACCACGACAUUAACGUCUAUGCCCUGGCCGGUUUGGCCCCACACAUCAACAUCAAUGUCAACGUCCCCCUUCUGCAGGCCCACCCUCAACUGAAGCAGUGUGUGAGACCGGCUAUCGAGCGUGCCGUUCAGGAGCUGGUACACCCUGUGGUGGACCGUUCAAUCAAAAUCGCCAUGACCACCUGCGAGCAGAUCGUCAGGAAGGACUUUGCACUGGACUCUGAGGAGUCUCACAUGCGUGUGGCCGCCCAUCACAUGAUGCGGAACCUGACCGCUGGCAUGGCCAUGAUCACUUGCAGAGAGCCACUGCUCAUGAGCAUCGCCACCAACCUGAAAAACAGCUUUGCUGCAGCUCUUAGGGCUCCCACACCCCAGCAGCGAGAGAUGAUGGAAGAGGCGGCUGCUCGCAUCGCUCAAGACAACUGUGAGCUAGCGUGCUGCUUCAUUCAGAAGACAGCAGUGGAAAAAGCCGGACCUGAGAUGGACAAGAGACUGGCAACUGAGUUCGAGCUGAGGAAGCACGCUCGCCAAGAAGGCCGUCGCUACUGUGACCCGAUGGUGCUCACCUAUCAGGCUGAGCGCAUGCCAGAGCAGAUCAGACUGAAGGUGGGUGGAGUAGAUCCUAAACAGCUGGCUGUUUAUGAAGAGUUCGCCCGAAACGUUCCAGGCUUCCUACCCAGCAAUGACCUGUCUCAGCCCACUGGAUUCCUUGCCCAGCCAAUGAAGCAACAGGCAUGGCCCACUGAUGACGUGGCUCACAUCUAUGACAAGUGCAUUUCAGACCUGGAGCAGCACUUGCACGCCAUUCCACCUGCCCUGGCUAUGAACCCACAGACCCAGGCCAUACGCAGCCUCCUAGAGGCCGUGGUCAUGGCCAGGAACUCCCGUGAUGGUAUCGCUGCUCUGGGACUUUUGCAGAAGGCUGUGGAAGGCCUGCUGGAUGCCACCAGCGGUGCUGAUCCUGAUCUGUUGCUAAGCUACAGAGAGUGCCACUUGCUGGUGCUGAAAGCCCUACAGGAUGGCCGUGCAUAUGGCCCACAAUGGUGCAACAAACAAAUCACCAGAUGCCUGAUUGAGUGCAGAGACGAAUACAAGUACAACGUUGAGGCUGUGGAGCUCCUGAUCAGAAACCACCUGGUCAACAUGCAGCAGUAUGAUUUACACCUGGCUCAGUCAAUGGAGAACGGGCUCAACUACAUGGCCGUGGCAUUCGCCAUGCAGCUGGUGAAACUACUAUUGGUUGAUGAACGCAGUGUGAGCCAUAUCACUGAAGCUGAUCUCUUCCACACCAUCGAGACGUUGAUGAGGACCAGUGCCCACUCCAGAGCCAAUGCACCUGAAGGUUUGCCCCAGCUGAUGGAUGUGGUCCGCUCCAACUAUGAGGCUAUGAUCGAUCGUCAUCAUGGUGGGCCAAACUUCAUGAUGCACUCUGGGAUUUCUCAGGCGUCUGAGUAUGAUGAUCCACCAGGCCUCAGAGAGAAGGCAGAGUACCUGCUUAGAGAAUGGGUCAACCUCUACCACUCAGCAGCUGCUGGCAGAGACAGCACCAAGGCCUUCUCUGCAUUUGUUGGACAGAUGCACCAGCAGGGCAUCCUGAAGACCGAUGACUUGAUCACUCGCUUUUUUAGGUUAUGCACAGAGAUGUGUGUGGAGAUCAGUUACCGUGCUCAAGCUGAACAGCAGCACCCGACCACCAGCCCAGCCAUCAUCAGGGCCAAGUGCUACCAUAACCUGGACGCCUUUGUUCGGCUCAUCGCCUUACUGGUUAAACAUUCUGGAGAGGCCACCAACACGGUCACCAAAAUCAACUUGCUUAACAAGGUUCUGGGCAUCGUGGUGGGUGUAUUGAUCCAGGAUCAUGAUGUGAGGCAGACGGAGUUCCAGCAGCUGCCAUACCACCGAAUCUUCAUCAUGCUCUUACUGGAGCUCAAUGCUCCGGAACACGUACUGGAGACCAUCAACUUCCAGACCCUCACUGCCUUCUGCAACACCUUCCACAUCCUUCGGCCGACUAAAGCUCCUGGAUUCGUGUAUGCUUGGCUGGAGCUCAUCUCUCACCGCAUAUUCAUUGCCAGGAUGCUUGCACACACCCCACAACAGAAGGGAUGGCCCAUGUAUGCUCAGCUGCUGAUUGACUUGUUCAAGUAUCUUGCACCCUUCCUAAGGAAUGUUGAACUCAACAAACCUAUGCAAAUUCUCUACAAGGGAACACUCCGUGUGUUGCUUGUCCUGCUCCAUGACUUCCCAGAAUUCCUGUGCGACUACCAUUAUGGCUUCUGUGAUGUCAUCCCGCCAAAUUGCAUCCAGCUGAGGAACCUGAUCCUGAGUGCCUUCCCCCGCAACAUGAGGCUUCCAGACCCCUUCACCCCUAAUCUGAAGGUGGAUAUGCUGAGUGAGAUCAACAUUGCUCCCCGCAUCCUCACCAACUUCACCGGUGUAAUGCCAUCCCAAUUUAAGAAAGAUCUUGACUCUUACCUGAAGACACGCUCUCCUGUCACCUUCCUUUCUGAGCUGCGCAGCAACCUGCAGGUAGGGGGCGUCACUCUGAAUCUCAAGAACCAUUCGCCUCAAGAACCAUUCACAACAAGAGUAACAUCUAACAAGGUGUCCAAUGAGCCAGGCAACCGCUACAACAUCCAGCUGAUAAAUGCUCUGGUGCUGUAUGUGGGCACCCAGGCUAUUGCCCACAUCCACAACAAGGGCAGCACUCCCUCCAUGAGCACCAUCACUCACUCAGCACACAUGGACAUCUUCCAGAACCUCGCAGUCGACCUGGACACUGAAGGCCGCUAUCUGUUCCUGAAUGCGGUAGCCAAUCAGCUGCGUUACCCAAACAGCCACACGCACUACUUCAGCUGUACCAUGCUGUAUCUGUUUGCUGAGGCCAACGCUGAAGCCAUUCAAGAGCAGAUCACUAGGGUCCUUCUGGAGAGGCUGAUUGUGAACAGGCCACACCCAUGGGGUCUGCUCAUCACCUUCAUUGAGCUGAUCAAGAACCCUGCCUUUAAGUUCUGGAGCCACGACUUUGUGCACUGUGCCCCAGAGAUCGAGAAGUUGUUCCAGUCAGUGGCACAGUGCUGCAUGGGGCAGAAGCAGGCCCAGCAGGUGAUGGAGGGAACGGGUGCCAGUUAGGCUGCAGGAACCGCUUCUGUGCUCAGAGAGAGAGUCCUCCCUCACCCCUAACCAACACCCUGCACAUGUGAUCAACACAGCUGGCACUGGACCACUGUCUGCCUUGCACCGGAUGACUUCUGAUCCGAGGGUUUUUUUUUUGUUUUGUUUUUUUUUCACCCCCUGGACAAGAUAAAAUGUAAAUAUUUAAAGGGACAUUCAAGAGCAGAAUUUGUGUAAUUUUGUCAAAGGUGAGACAUGCUUUAGCACAUUUCACUCCUGGCUGUUUGGCUUCUCACCCCCCCUCCCCAACUCUCCAUAAAUUUAUUUUUGACUUCAAGACUGAUUGACUUUUGUUUGGAAGCUUGGUAGUGGCUAAGGAAGCUGUCUUGUUUUAUUAUUGUUAUUUUCUGACGUUUGGUUUUUCAGGGGAGAGCUAUCAGUGUGGUGAGCUGAUAGGAUCAGACAGAUGUCCUGGACUGCAGGGGGGGGGUCACUAGUUUGCACCUGUUAGGAAACUGAUAUUGGGUUGGGGGUUCUCCCUGGCACUUGUACAAUUGUGGAAAUAUUCAGAAAUUUGUUGGUAAAUUGAAUCUUUGGAGUUUGUACAAAGAGAUUCAACUUGCAGAACAUAACAGGACCAAUACAGCUCAUUUUGUAAGGAUUUUGAAUGUUUUGUAAAUGUAUUGGUCCGUGUGUUGUAUUUUGUAGUACUUUAUAGUUGCCUUUAGUUCCCGCUACUUAUUUCCUGUAUGUAUGCAUUCUGUAGUUACUGCAUUAAACACUUGAACUGCA